AUGGAAGUUGGUAUACUCUUUACGCUGGUCUUAUCAACCCUUUUCCUAUCAGGUGCUAACUCAGCAACAUUCACAGUUACAAACAAUUGUCCAUUCACCAUAUGGCCAGCCACACUCACUGGAGGAGGAAGCUCACAAUCCUUUUCAACUGGUUUUGAGCUAUCAUCCAAAGCUUCAACCACUCUCAGCAUCUCAUCACCAUGGUCAGGUAGAUUCUGGGCCAGAUCUCAAUGUUCAACCGACGCAUCGGGCAAAUUCGUCUGUGCUACCGGUGAUUGUGCAUCUGGUCAAGUAGCAUGCAAUAAUGCUGGUGGAACUCCUCCAGUUUCACUAGUUGAAUUCACUCUUGCAGCAAACAAUGGACAAGAUUUCUACGAUGUUAGCCUUGUUGAUGGCUUCAACCUACCGGUUUCGGUAACGCCACAAGGUGGUUCGGGGGAUUGCAAAGCAAGUAGUUGCCCUAAUGAUGUGAACCAUGUUUGUCCUCCGGAUUUUUCGGUUAAGGGUUCAGAUGGAAGUGUGAUUGCGUGCAAGAGUGCUUGUCUGGCUUUGAACAAACCUGAGUAUUGCUGUAGUGGAGAUUUUUCUACACCUGAUAAGUGUCCAUCAAAUAGUUAUUCAAAGAUUUUUAAGGAUCAAUGUCCUCAAGCUUAUAGCUAUGCUUAUGAUGAUAAAACUAGUACUUUUACAUGCUCUGGUGGGGCAAACUAUUCCAUCACAUUUUGUCCUUGA
Molecule: messenger RNA, 732 nt
Organism: Lathyrus sativus (Indian pea)
Lineage: Eukaryota; Viridiplantae; Streptophyta; Magnoliopsida; Fabales; Fabaceae
Source: the annotation of a GenBank genome assembly